AUGGCUGGCGUCGCGCCGCCGGCGGGGAGCAGCGCGAUUCCCGACCUGAACGAGCCUUUCAUGGAGGAAGAUGUAGACGCCGCUAGGGCAAAUAUUCCCGCCGACAUGGUGGUCGGCGUAGACGCCGCUAGGGCAAAAAUUCCCGUCGACCCGACCAUCCCCCUACCGCCAGGGACGAAAGGGGCUCCCGAACCCGAGCCGGACCGGUACUCGCCGCGUUCAGACACGGAGCAGCCGCCGCCAAUUGGACCAUUUCCAGAAAACGACUACAUGUAUCUGACCGUAGAGGACUUGUUGGCAGCCGACGAGAAAGAUGACGCCUUCCUGCAAAACAUUCCGCGCGACGAUUUUGCGGAAGCCGCCUUUGACAUCAACAAAGAGCUCGCCAAGAAGAACAGAUUGCUGAGGAUGAUGUGGGGUUUCCGGCAUCUGGACACGCUGGAGGCGAGAACGACCCGGGUUCAGUACCUGCGGGCGCUGCUCGACUUCAGAAGAUGGUGCUGCGCGAACCUUCCAAGACAGCAAACCGCCAGAGUCAAGGGGGACGGCGUGCUGGAACACGAGGACGAGAUAGGGAGGUACAUCGACGAAGACAUGGCGCUCCAGACAGCCUGCAAGGUCGAGGGGACGCUCUUCGGGGUGAAGGAGCUCCACAUCAUGUACGACAUCUCCGAGUUCCGCUCGGAGGUGCGCGCGAUGGUCAGAGAGAAGUGGCACAGGGACGACAGGGAUUGCGUCGACCGGCACCGCGGAAUGCUCGGCGACACGUACACCACCGACCAGAUCCGCCACCUCAUGUUCAAGGUCUUGCCGACCUGGGCAGCUCGGGCGUACGAACCCAAAGCGGCCACCCCCUCCCAGACACUGUGGAAGUUUCUGCUGAUGAAGACGAUGACCCUCUUGGGUCACCACACCCUUCUCCGCGGAGCCAGUCUCCGAGCGAUCGAGCUUCCCGACCUGUUUUUGUACAAAAUGGGGAGCGCGUCGCCCGAGCACUCCACGCGACGGCCGGUUGUCAUGGUCGUCGCGUCACGAAACUCCAAGACGAACAAGGAUGCUCGUCUGCAUCACAGCUAUGCGGCGAGACACCUGGAGCAAGAGAUAUGCGCCGUUGGUCACACACUGUUGUGGCUGCACUUCGUGUACGACCAGCUGAGCCGCUCGCCCACCUCUCGAUGUGUGCCGCCCCUCGACUUCACAACUCCGUACAGCUGGUAUCACAAGCACCUCUUUCAUGCUCGGAACGACAAGGCACAAAAAGAGCUGCCGGCUUCAUCUCAUUCUCGGAUCAUGAAAGAGAUGUGGCGGACGAACAAGAUCUUCAUCACGCGCAACACCCACGCCGCCCGGGCGGGUGGGGCCCAGGAGCUGGCCGACGACGGCGUUCCGCGAUUUGAGAUCGCCGACUUGGGCCACUGGGCGCUCGACAAACUCGCGAAGAGCUACAUCACGACCAUCCCGAAGGCGGCGGUGUUGAGAAAGGCCGGCUACACGGGCAAGCGCGGCGACUACCACCUCGGCCGGAGCAUGGUGAAGCCCGACGACAAGGUGGUGGCCCUCAUCGCCCAGCACAUCUUUCCGUGGGCUGAAGCGGAACUGGCCAAGGUGAGCAUUUCGGACGGCAAAAACGCCGACAACCCGCCGACCAUCUCCACGACGACAUUAUACCGACGGCUGAUUGUGUUUGUGUUUGUGUUCGACUCGCAGGCGGUAAGGUGCGCAUCCGCGAGAGAGCCCAACACGGCCGGGGUGCACUUCCUGCAAUCGCUCAUCGAGUUCGGCCGCCGAAUCGUCGCCGAGGAUCUUGUGUGCAUGCUGAUGCGCGAACCGUGGCACCCGUACAUCCAGAGUUCCAAGCUCUGCCGCGACCCCGACUUCCAGAAAUGGGCCAAGGACGUCAACAAGGUGGACGUCGAAACCAUCGCGACGCGCAGUACUCCGAGCGAGAACCCCCAAGAGGUCGAAAAGGGCGACAAACCCGCCGCAUCGGCGAAGUCGGCGAAGAGCUCUCGUCCCACGACCGAGGUGGGUGAGACGGGGAAAAACGAUGCGCUGCAGCAAUGCACUCGCCGGAUGAGGCGGAUCAUGGAAGCAGUGCACGACUUGCGGCGGAGCGACGACGCCGCUGACACCGCCGCCGUCAUCAAGCUACUCGACCACCUGGGGCGAGCGGGGCUUUCCACUUUCAGCGACGCGCUCUUGGUCCUCCGUGCAACCCCGCCCAUCAAGGUCCCCACCACAGCCGACGGAAAGUCGGUCGGCAUCAAGGGUCUGGACAAGCCGCUGGCGAGGAAGCUCGCCGCUGCGUGGGGUAUGGUCACGGCGGGCUACAUGGACGCUGACUGGGGAAAGAGGCUCUUCGGCGACUUGUGGGAUGAGCAGGCCAAUAAGGCCGGCUUGGAGGCCGAGGCGACUGCGAAAGCCAUCGGCGUAGGGAAGCGCAAGAGGGCGGGCUGA
Closterium sp. NIES-65 is the source of this 2457-nucleotide messenger RNA. The record is from the annotation of a GenBank genome assembly. Lineage: Eukaryota; Viridiplantae; Streptophyta; Zygnematophyceae; Desmidiales; Closteriaceae.